AUGACUGCUUUGCCUGACUCUUCAACCACUUUUGUGGUAGUGAAUGUGCUGUUCCUAGGCCUCCUGGCAAUACUCUCACUUUUCGCAGGUACCUACAUCUACACUACCGUCCGUUUCCACGGCGAUUCUUCCCACUUCACGAAUGCCACCGAUGGCAACAAGUUGCGCCCACCUCACCUUCCCAUUGCUAUACCAUGGGUUGGAAACGCUCUCUCCUUUCUCUCCACGAAACCGCAUAAAUUCUGGACAGAGGUCUUUUCCUGGUACCCCAGAUCUGCAGGCACGUUUCGCAUGACAUUGGGUGGGAAUCAGACAGCUGUCAUAUUCAAUGCGCCAGCAGUUGAGUAUAUAUUGAAGGACAGGAAGCUGGGAAGAGAUGAACUCAAUGUACAGGUCACCUCUAAUGGGCUGGGUCUUACAAGAGCUGAGUCGGAAAUGGUCUACGAGCAUCAUACUCUUCCGCAACCUGGCGAGGUCCCUGCUCACGUCGAGCAGGAUAAGACGAAUGUUGAGUAUCUGCUCAAGACAGAUCGUGUCAAUGAGAUGACUGCAGAGUUUAUAGACUCUCUCAGCCAGCAGGUCUCUGCUAUGUUUCAGGAAGGCUGCAACGAGGUCAAUUUGUUUCAGUGGCUGCGAGCUGUCAUGUUCCAGGCAUCGACUAAGGCUCUCAUGGGUCAAAAGAUUCUGGAGGUCAUUCCCAAUCUGGAAGAACUGUUCUUUCAGUUUGAUCAGGAUAUGAUGAGCUUGUUCUUCGGCUUGCCCAAUUUUAUGGUCUCGAAGCAAGUCGCCAACAGGAACAGGUCUGUAGAGGCUCUUGUGGGAUGGCACGAAGCAGUCGCUAGUAUUAACAAGGAAGUCGUUGAUCCGGAGGCUCAAGCAUGGGAACCACUCUAUGGAUCGCGUAUCAACCGUGCCCGCCAAAUCUUUUAUCGCAAGAAAAAUCUACCUGUUCGUGCACGAGCUGCUUUGGAUCUCGGCAUGCUAUUUGGCAUCAGCAGCAACGCCAUCCCAGCAGCCGGUUGGAUGCUCAUGCAUAUUCUUGAUUCAAUGCGUCCAGAAAAGAAAGCGAAAGACGAGCUCACCUUGUACGAGCACAUUAUGUCCGAGGUACGCCAAUCGCAGAACGCAGACGGCAGCCUCAAUAUCCCUAUCCUUACCAACCAGCCUAUCCUUCUCAGCACUCUUCAUGAAGUCCUUCGCAUCUACGUGGAUACUCUAGUCAGUCGCAAAGUCGAACGUGACAUGACCCUUCCUCUCAGCCACUCGUCUGCAGCUGACUCGAAACAAGAGAUAGAGAAAUACUCACCUCGCUCUCUCUUUCUCAAGGCUGGCUCAAUGAUUAUGGUACCUAGCUGGCCCAGUCACACCAACCCUGAGACCUGGCAAAGCCCCUCUCAACCACCACCAGACGAAUUCUAUGCUUACCGCUUUCUUACCACGUCACCUUCGUCCGAAAAGCCAGUAUUCAGCACCUCUCCCUACGCCGGCAUGUACUUUCCGUUUGGAGGUGGUAAGACCAUCUGUCCAGGUCGGGUUUUUGCCAAGCAAGAAAUUCUCGGAAGUGUAGCUAUCAUGUUGUUGACUUUCAACUUCGAGGUACUGGGAUAUGUGGACGAGAAAGGAAAAAACACCACGAAAUUUCCCGGGUUGAGAGAUACGUUGCCAGGGAGUGCUGUUAUGGUGGCAAGUGGAGAUUUGAGAGUCAAAGUGACAAGGAGAUAG
Messenger RNA from Lithohypha guttulata, 1722 nucleotides. RefSeq lists its product as uncharacterized. The record is from RefSeq and is a predicted model, not a curated record. NCBI's taxonomy places the organism in Eukaryota, Fungi, Ascomycota, Eurotiomycetes, Chaetothyriales, Trichomeriaceae. Bases 1 to 1722 code for a protein of 573 amino acids. Gene Ontology annotation, molecular function: oxidoreductase activity, acting on paired donors, with incorporation or reduction of molecular oxygen; steroid hydroxylase activity; iron ion binding. The transcript has a single exon.